AUGACUGAAAAAGGAUCAUCAAGUUCUGAUUUGGGCCUAAAUGAAAGUGAGGGGGAAAUUGUGAAGAAUCUUCAAACAAAACUUGAUAAUUUUGAAAUUGAAUUUAAUGAGGAAAAAGAAAAGAAUGAAAAAGAGAAGAAAUUAAUUGAAAGUAAAAAUAAGAAGGAAAUGGAAAUUUUUGAGAAGAAAAUGAAUGAGGAAAUUCAAAAAGUCAAGUCUGAACAAAAAAAUGAAAUUAAAAAUUUAAAAGAAUAUUUUGAACAAUUAAUUGAUGAGAAAAUUGGGGAAUCGACGUCUGGAAUUAAAAACUUUGGCAAUUUAGGAAUGAAUUUUGUUCAAGUUAAAAAUAAAUGGAGUUUAACGUCUAAUAGUUGUGAAAAUGCCGAUACAGUAAGGUGCAAAAGUUUAUGCGGCGGCACAUUGCAAGCAUAA
Molecule: messenger RNA, 432 nt
Organism: Meloidogyne enterolobii
Lineage: Eukaryota; Metazoa; Nematoda; Chromadorea; Rhabditida; Meloidogynidae
Source: the annotation of a GenBank genome assembly